AUGCCUUUCAUCCAGUCCAAUCACCAUAGUCUCCAUUACUCAGACUCCCACCCCGAGGGAGUCCCCUCAUCUGGCCAGACAUUCAUAUUCAUCCACGGCCUGGGUUCAUCGCAGAACUACUACUUCCCUGUGAUCCCCCAUCUCACCGCCCACCGCUGCAUCACAGUCGACACCUAUGGCGCAGCUCGAUCCCCCUACACCAAUGACCCAAUCUCUAUCCCCGGGAUCGCAGCAGAUGUCAUCGGCGUCCUCGACGCCUUGGACAUCCCCAAAGCCGUCGUCGUCGGCCACUCAAUGGGCGGGCUCGUCGUGGCAGAGCUCGGCGCACGAUAUCCAGAGCGCGUGUCCGGCGUCAUCGCCAUCGGCCCGACCCAUCCAUCUGAGACCCUGGUCUCUGUGAUGGAGAAGCGCGCCGCGACCGUGCUCGAAGGUGCGUUGUACAACCACGUUGCCAGUAGCCAAAUCUGA
Molecule: messenger RNA, 468 nt
Organism: Penicillium chermesinum
Lineage: Eukaryota; Fungi; Ascomycota; Eurotiomycetes; Eurotiales; Aspergillaceae
Product: alpha/beta fold hydrolase
Exons: 1
Coding region: 1-468 (155 amino acids)
Source: RefSeq, a predicted model, not a curated record